ACAAGACGCAUGCGCAUUAAGCGAGUUCACGGAGGGGUGCCUUCCUGUUGUUACUGCCUGUCGGUAUCCGUAUCCGGGUCAUUCUGGUGAAAUCGCCCCUGGUCCCGUUCCCGCGGGGUCAUUGUGUCGCUGCGGGUUUCCGGUCCUCCUCCCCCUCCCAGGGAGCUUUGGGUGUCGGUGCGGUUGCACCGCCGUUGAGCCGUUUUUUUUUGCUUUCUUCUAGUCCCGCUCCCCGUGCUUGCCCUCAUGGAGCCGCCCGGGCAGGUAGGGCGGGGCCCCCGAGGAAGGGAGCCCGGCGGACCGGGCCAGAAUCCUGUAGGUAUGGCUUACGUACCAACAGAGGAUGAAAGAAGAAUUUUCAGGGAAUGCAACGAAGAGAGCUUCUGGUAUAGAUCUGUUCCUAUUUCUGCAGUAAGCAUGAUUGUCACUCAGGGCUUAAUUAAGAAAGGAAUUCUCACCACUCAUUCAAGGUUUGGCUCUCUUCCCAAAGUUGCAUUUGCUGGUAUAUGUGGAUAUAUUGCUGGAAAGAUUUCUUACAUGUCGGCCUGCCAGGAGAAAUUUAAGAGACUGGAGAAUUCCCCAAUAGGAGAAAGUAUACGACAAGGGCGCAGACCUCUUCCACAUGAAUAUGCUCCUCAAAAAUCAGAGUUUGCAAAUUUGCCUUCUCAGUCACCUUUUGGAUCUUCUCCAGCAGCUGAAGCCCCACUUUCUUCCAGCUAUUCACAUGAAUAUAGUUCAACAGAUCAGUCCGGCUCUAAUUAUGCACCAGUUCCAUUCAGUUCUUCUCUGAAUGAAUCCUCUCCUACUGGAGUUACUGAACAUAAUGCCCCAGAGCCUGUUCCAUUCCUAGAAGAAAGUCCUAAGAGAAAAAGUGUCUCAUACGAGGAGUUAAGGAAUAGAAACAGAGAGACAUAUGAAGUAACAUUAACACAAAAGGCAGAGACUCCAGUCAAGUCUUCACAGGAGAGACCAUUUAAAAAAGAAGUUAAAGUAAACAAGUAUGGAGAUGCUUGGGAAGAGUGAGAACUGAAUCUUUGCAUGUACUGAAGGAAGUUAUCUUCAAUCAGCUAACUUCAGCUCCAUCUGUGUUGGUCAUGAAUAUCUACACACUUUGGUGUAUUCUGCCAAAUUGAAAUAUGUUCUAAUAAAGGAGACUAGAUUUUA
Molecule: messenger RNA, 1164 nt
Organism: Chelonia mydas (Green sea turtle)
Lineage: Eukaryota; Metazoa; Chordata; Testudines; Cheloniidae
Gene: OCIAD1
Product: OCIA domain containing 1
Exons: 8
Coding region: 247-1023 (258 amino acids)
Cellular component (GO): endosome
Source: RefSeq, a predicted model, not a curated record